This is a messenger RNA of Penicillium hordei, 1122 nucleotides long. RefSeq lists its product as uncharacterized. The transcript has 3 exons. Bases 1 to 1122 code for a protein of 373 amino acids. The record is from RefSeq and is a predicted model, not a curated record. NCBI's taxonomy places the organism in Eukaryota, Fungi, Ascomycota, Eurotiomycetes, Eurotiales, Aspergillaceae.
AUGUUCGCUGAUUCUCUAUCGCGGAUGGAUAAUCUGAAUUCACCGGAGACUUCCUGUCCGAAUCUAGACGAAAGCACGCUUCCUAACUCGGAGCCAGAUACCGCGAUAGCGUCGCCCAUACCUGUCUUCGCGCCUGGUUUCGAUAAGGGCCUUUUAUGCUAUCCGACGCCGCCUUCUUUUGACGUUGAAGAACUUAGUGUGAGGCAGCAACCUAUUCCCCUGGAAUUUAGACGGCUCUCGGAUACUCAAGCAGAAAGCAUGAAUGAGCCCAUCAGCACCCGAGAGGACCAUCCAGUCGGCAUUCUCGACACUAGCGCCGAUUCCCUCUUCGCGAAGGAUCUUGAUCAAAUACUACGUCCACUGUUUGACUAUUGGGAUUCCUAUAAGUCACUUGAACUGCCGGCUCUGGGACUUCCAGUACAAUGGAGAGGCAUAGACGCAGCUGCGGACUACCUUCGAAUGCUUGAUUACGAGCAGAAAUCACCUUAUUUGAACCCCAUCGCAAAGCGUAUCGGGCAGGUAUUACUAUACUUCAAUUACGAGGAGCUUUGCAGACACCCAAACAGGCACCUUUCCUGUUCCUCGUCAAAGGCCAAUACAACUCAAGUGCUGAAUAGUAUCCUCGCUGCUUAUUGGGACGAUCCCCGCUAUUCGAAAUCACUGCAGUGCCGGCGCGAUAGGGUAACAGGCUACCAUGUUCGCCGCGGCAGAUGGUGGUGGAGGCUUGCAGGUACUCUAGGAGUCGGCAUACUUUUGCUGGGCAAUACUUCUUUGGUUGACGUCAUGUGCAACAAGUCGUUCACUAAUCCUCAGAUUCAAGCUUUCGUCGCUUUCUCUCAGAAAACACGCCCGGGGACUGUGCGUACAUUCGAAGCGUCAGAGUCUAUAGUAAAAUCUCUUAUGUUUGGACAAGUGACGGACGAUCUUCAUGAACUUCUCUUCAACAAUGAUGCCGGUCUCCUCCGGCCAGCAGAACUAGUGCGCAUUCAGAAUGAGGACGAACAAGCAUUAAAAGUUCAACUUUCCCAGGAUUUCUGGGAAGCAGUGGACGCCGAAAAGUAUGCAAUGCGCAAAAUGACGAAUCUUCUCGGCUGGGAUUCCGACAACGUAGCACUAAUGUGA